This is a messenger RNA of Saprolegnia parasitica CBS 223.65, 1065 nucleotides long. RefSeq lists its product as hypothetical. Gene Ontology annotation, biological process: protein homooligomerization. The transcript is spliced from 2 exons. NCBI's taxonomy places the organism in Eukaryota, Oomycota, Saprolegniomycetes, Saprolegniales, Saprolegniaceae. Bases 1 to 1065 code for a protein of 354 amino acids. The record is from RefSeq and is a predicted model, not a curated record. Gene Ontology annotation, molecular function: protein binding.
AUGGUCGACGGAACCUUGGCCGCCCGCUGCGCUGCGCUGCAAGCCUCCGUGGCGGCGCUGGACGAGACGCCGUCGGACGCACUCUGCAAGCUCGUUAACGAGUUGUCUGCGAUUGCGUCGGACGUUGCGACCAAGGAAGAAGCAUUGCGGCUGCACGAAGCGGCCCUGCAAGAGCGAGAAGCGCGCAUCGACACCAAGCUCGAGCUGCUGGCGGAGCUAAAGGCUGAGAACCAUCGACGCCGACCAGACGCAGACGAUUCCAUCGAUCAUCUCCCUACGCCAGCCAAGACGAUCACACUCAACGUCGGUGGCACGCUCUUUACGACCGCGCGCGAGACGCUGCUGCGCAUGCCAGGCAGCUACUUUGACGCGAUGCUCUCAUCGGAUCACUGGCUGCCAAAUGAGAAAGGCGAGUACUUUCUGGACUUGGACGCGAGUACGUUUAAACGUGUGAUCAAGUACCUUCGCACGGGCACGCUCAACGUCAGUGGGCUCUCACGUGCGGACGAGGACGAGCUGCGAGAGAUGCUCGACUACCUCCAGAUCGAGUGGCCGCUGCCAGCACCAUCCGCACCGCUCAUGGAGACGACCCAAUUGCAGUGGGACCCACUUCAUUGCUCCGAGGCCAUCACGCUCGGCGAAGACGGCACACAAGCGCGCAGUCAAAAGCACGGCUGGAAUCAUGUGCUCACGUCGACGCCAGCGACGACCUUUGGCGUCCGCGUGACGCUUCGAAGCGAGGUCUGUGUCGGCUUCAUGGUGUUGGAAGACUUCGUUCGAGAGCCCGACUUUCGUCUGUCGAACAACCGCCGCGGGUGGUUUUUCGACUGCGCAACUGGCGCUUUGAGCUCCCAUUACCAGCCGAGCACGAUCAGCGUGGUGGAUAUGAAGCCGCGCCCGAUCUUCCUCCAGGCGACGCUGCAUCAGGAGCAGCAGCGCGUUUCGUUUGCGAUUGACGGCAUCCCAGUGCCCACCAGUUUGCACCACGUGCCAGCCGACGCUGUGCUGUACCCUGUCGUGCGUAUCGUGGCUGCUAAUGCGGUUGUCAAGCUCCUCCCCGUGUAG